UUCUGUAAAUGCAUGUUGCAUACUAUUCUGCACGAUAGUAAAUUAAAAACUCGAUGCAUUAGUAUAACGUAGUGAUUAACCUGGUAAAAAGUUUGAGAUAUCUCACUCAAAACAAACAAAUAUUUCGUACACCUGACUUUUUGAAGUUUCGAAAGUUGAAGGCUUCCGGGAAGAAAAAUUUCACAGGAUAAGUUCUGUAGAUUUAUAUUUUCAAUGCCUCGGACUUGUUCCGUAGUGGGUUGUCGAACCCAUAAAGAUUAUUACGAGCGUGGUAUUCGCUCGUACAAUUUUCCUCGUGAAAACAAGGGUCUGAUGGUUGCGUGGUUGCGGGCUUGUGGUCGGUCUGAAAAUUACGUACCUCCGAAAAACGCAACGGUGUGCGAGAAGCAUUUUAACCCAGAGGACGUUUUUGUUAAUCCGACACAAAGUCGAGCGGUACCGUCGCUUAAUUUGUACUGGAAGGUCCCAAAAGCGGAACAACCCAAGCAAGAAACUGUCGUAAGAGUAAAACGCAAAACAAUUUCAAGAAAAGAUAAACUCAAACGAAAAUCUGAACUAAACCAAUCUGUUGAGAAUGUCCUAGUUAUGGAUGAAACGAGCUCAAUGGAGUUUGAGUCAGAAAUACUACAGCUAGAUGUCAAUGCUUUCUGCCGUUUGUGCGGUGUUAAAAGUGAAAGCGAAUACAAAAGUGAUCUGGACAACUUUGGCGAGGAUGAUAAUGUAAAAAUAGCAAUCACAAUGUGCCUUGUUCAAGACCCUAUACUGGCAGCAUUUAGACAUGUUUGCGAAAAUUGCUACAGUGAAUUUACCGGAUUUAUGCAAUUCAUUAAAAUUUGUCACAAUGGUCAAACACAGUUAGCUUCUAAAUUAAGAGUAAAUCAACCUGAAAUUUCUGAGAGCUUUAAAGAUGCUUCUGAUGCUGCUGGAAGUGAAAACGACGAAGGCUUUUCUCUAGUGGAGUCUGACGAUGAUACUGAACCAUUUGAUCCAACAUCUUUCCAUGACGGCGAAACGAAAGAGGAACGAACAGACCGAUAUGUUGACAUACUGAUGGCAAAGUUAGAGCAAAAUAAACAUACCAAAAGCUGUGCCCCGAGGCCAUAUGAUUGUUUGGACUGUGGAGAAACAUUCAGAAAGAAAGAUCUCAUGAGCAAACAUAGAAAAUCUUGCUUAUUGAUUGGAAGUGAGGAAUCACUUAGAUAUAAGCCAUACACUUGUUCGAUCUGUGAUAAAACAGUGAAAUCUAUGGCUGGAUAUCGCUACCAUUUAUGGACUUUACACAAGGAUAAAUUUUACAAUAAUGAAAAAGGAGAAACUUUGCCGGAUGAACUGAUCAAGAUGGGCCGACGGAAGAACAUUAAAUGUCCGCUGUGCAACGAAUAUUUCGAAGCACGUAAUCGAUUAUGGUAUCAUUUGCCUAGUCACAAGAGCACCAAUUCCAGGGUGUAUCGUAACGCUAAAGAUAUGACGAGCAGUAAUUUAUGUAGCAUAUGUGGCAAACAACUUUCAUCGGCCGGUUCCCUUGCUUUACACAUUAAAUUUCACAAUAAAACUAAAGAUGUUCGGUGCAUGCACUGUGGGAAAUUCUUCUACACUAAGUCUGAAAUGCUGCGCCACGUUAAUAUAGUUCAUGAGAAGAUACGAUAUUCCUGUGACGUCUGCCAGGCCAUUCUGAUUUCGAAAGAAACGCUGUACCGGCACAAAAAACUCCACGAUGAAUCGUCAUUGAUCUAUUGUGCCAUGUGCCCGAAGCGGUUCACAAACAGCAAUGCUCUUAAAAGGCACAUAGCUAAGAGGCACGAGGACGAUGGCAUUACCAGUGUUUCGAUAAUGCCAAUCACGGAACCGGUUUCCGAAAGUGACAGAUUGACUCUGGAGACAGCAUUGUUCAGUAUUGACCAGCCGUCGUCGUUUGUAGAUUCGAUCAUUGAAGAUCGAAGUAUGUAGAAACAUGAUGUAGAUACCUUAUUUUAAGUAGAUAAGAAUAUAUAAUAAAAAAGCUGUUUAUAUAAGGUAGAUCUCAGAAACUACCGACUAUUA
Messenger RNA from Uranotaenia lowii, 2040 nucleotides. RefSeq names its product zinc finger and SCAN domain-containing protein 12-like. Gene Ontology annotation, molecular function: zinc ion binding. The transcript has 3 exons. Bases 214 to 1947 code for a protein of 577 amino acids. The record is from RefSeq and is a predicted model, not a curated record. Lineage: Eukaryota; Metazoa; Arthropoda; Insecta; Diptera; Culicidae. Gene Ontology annotation, cellular component: nucleus.